Messenger RNA from Dipodomys ordii (Ord's kangaroo rat), 1589 nucleotides. It is a transcript of the gene Dnajb11, whose product is annotated as DnaJ (Hsp40) homolog, subfamily B, member 11. Gene Ontology annotation, cellular component: endoplasmic reticulum. The record is from RefSeq and is a predicted model, not a curated record. Gene Ontology annotation, molecular function: misfolded protein binding. The transcript is spliced from 10 exons. The coding region runs from base 222 to 1205 and encodes 327 amino acids. Lineage: Eukaryota; Metazoa; Chordata; Mammalia; Rodentia; Heteromyidae. Gene Ontology annotation, biological process: protein folding; protein maturation.
UCCGGAGCAGCAAUUGGCCCUCGCUUGCUCGGGGCUUCUCUCACGGGGACCGGGGACUCCCGGGAAGUGGACCGGCAGAGGAGUGGGCAGUCGAGCUGUCUCUGCGGGCCAAGAAGACCCCCGGCGUGAGGCGGCCUCUUUGGGCCGGGUGGGCUGGCGAGCCGACGCGGCGGCGGAGGAAACUGUGAGGCGCGUGCGGGACCGCGGCCGGCAGAGGAACCAUGGCCCCGCAGAAUCUGAGCACCUUCUGCCUGUUGCUGCUGUACCUCAUUGGGGCCGUGAUCGCCGGACGAGAUUUCUAUAAGAUCUUGGGGGUCCCUCGCAGUGCUUCCAUUAAGGAUAUCAAAAAGGCCUACAGAAAACUAGCCCUGCAGCUUCACCCUGACCGGAACCCUGAUGACCCACAAGCCCAAGAGAAAUUCCAGGAUCUAGGUGCUGCUUAUGAGUAUAUCUUCUUUGGAGAUUUUGGUUUCAUGUUUGGAGGAACUCCGCGUCAGCAAGACAGAAAUAUUCCAAGAGGAAGUGAUAUUAUUGUAGAUCUAGAAGUUACUUUGGAAGAAGUGUAUGCAGGAAAUUUUGUGGAAGUAGUUAGAAACAAGCCUGUGGCCAGGCAGGCUCCUGGAAAACGGAAAUGUAACUGUCGGCAGGAGAUGCGGACCACACAGCUAGGCCCAGGGCGCUUCCAAAUGACCCAGGAAGUGGUCUGCGAUGAGUGCCCUAAUGUUAAACUGGUGAAUGAAGAACGAACGUUGGAAGUAGAAAUAGAACCUGGAGUGAGAGAUGGCAUGGAGUAUCCCUUUAUUGGAGAAGGUGAGCCUCACGUGGACGGAGAGCCUGGAGACUUACGGUUUCGAAUCAAGGUGGUCAAACACCGAAUAUUUGAAAGGAGAGGAGAUGAUUUGUACACAAAUGUGACAAUCUCACUAGUUGAGUCUCUGGUUGGCUUUGAGAUGGAUAUUACGCAUUUGGAUGGUCACAAGGUUCAUAUUUCCCGGGAUAAGAUUACCAGGCCAGGGGCCAAGCUAUGGAAGAAAGGAGAAGGGCUCCCCAAUUUUGACAACAACAACAUCAAGGGCUCUUUAAUAAUCACUUUUGAUGUGGAUUUUCCAAAAGAACAGUUGACAGAGGAGGCAAGAGAAGGUAUCAGACAGCUACUGAAGCAAGGACCCGUGCAGAAGGUGUACAAUGGACUGCAAGGAUAUUGAGUGAAUAAAAUUGGACUUUGUUGAAAAUAAGUGAAUCGGCGAUAUUUAUUAUCUGCAGGGGUUUUUGUGUGUUUUUGUUUUUAUUUUCAAUAUGCAAGUUUGGCUUAAUUUCUUUUUUCCUGAUGUUUGUCAUGACAUAAGUAAGAAGGCUUAAGCAUGUGUCCAUUCAGACAAGAACGACCAGCAAAAGGUUACCUAAUACCUCUCCCCUUGGGGAUAAAAUGUCUGGUGCUGCUGCCUGAUUUUCAAGAAUGAAAGCUUCAAGAAGACUUGAGGAGCAAACAAAAUAACUUAAAUGGUUGCAGUUAAUUGUUAGCUAUUUCAUUCAAAAUGCCAACUGGAGAAGUCUGUUUUGAAAUACAUCUUGUUUUGUUUUUUUUCUUA